Molecule: messenger RNA, 637 nt
Organism: Perca flavescens (yellow perch)
Lineage: Eukaryota; Metazoa; Chordata; Actinopteri; Perciformes; Percidae
Gene: phlda1
Product: pleckstrin homology-like domain, family A, member 1
Exons: 1
Coding region: 113-565 (150 amino acids)
Biological process (GO): positive regulation of apoptotic process
Molecular function (GO): phosphatidylinositol phosphate binding
Source: RefSeq, a predicted model, not a curated record
AGUACUCACACCACCGCAGUCAGAGCAGCAUCUCAUGCCCCCGCCUGCUCCGGGAUAGACAUCCGCCCGCCCGUCCGUCCACUGAAGCAGCCAGGGAGCUGGAAGCGUCCGGAUGAAGAUGCUGGAAAACGGGAGGAAGGUGUUCAAGGAGGGUCUGCUGGAAAAGCGAAGCGACGGGCUGCUGCAGCUCUGGAAGAAGAAGCACUGCGUCCUGACCGAGGACGGCGUGCUGCUGCUGCCGCCCAAGCAGCACGACCAGCCGCAGCACGGCGGCGGGGACACGGGCAAAGUCAAGGAGCUGCACUUCGCCAACAUGAAGACGGUGGACUGCGUGGAACGGAAGGGCAAGUACGUCUACUUCACGGUGGUCAUGCUGGAAGGGAAGGAGAUCGACUUCAGGUGCCCGCAGGACGAGGGCUGGAACGCGGAGAUCACCCUGCAGAUGGUCCAGUACAAGAACCGGCAGGCGAUCCUGGCCGUCAAGUCCACCCGGCAGAAGCAGCAGCUGCUUGUCGUGCAGAUGCCCGGUCAGAAGACGGUCCGCAGCUCGCCAAACGUUGCGUGACCUGCGGCGAGUCCCGCGGACACUGGUGCACCAUUGUUAGCAGUAAGACAGCUCCAGAGAACGCGAGAUUGA